This is a messenger RNA of Parathielavia appendiculata, 1687 nucleotides long. RefSeq lists its product as uncharacterized. NCBI's taxonomy places the organism in Eukaryota, Fungi, Ascomycota, Sordariomycetes, Sordariales, Chaetomiaceae. Gene Ontology annotation, molecular function: glutamine synthetase activity. The record is from RefSeq and is a predicted model, not a curated record. Gene Ontology annotation, cellular component: cytoplasm. The transcript is spliced from 9 exons. Bases 131 to 1219 code for a protein of 362 amino acids.
CAGUCCAGUUCCCUAAGUCAUCACGAUCAUACAGUAAUAAUAGAGCGACACUUUGCAGCAGCGCCGACCUCAUUCUUUUUCCGCCUACCUACCCUAGAUACCCAGGAGCCGCAUCAGUAACACCGCAACCAUGGCGACAACCGAAGCCGCUGUUUCCCGGUCUGAGAUCGUGAACAAGUACACAGAGCUCGACCAGCAUGGUAUCGUCAUCGCAGAAUACAUCUGGAUCGAUUCCGAAGGCAACACUCGCUCCAAAACUCGGACACUGGAACCCCGCGAUGACGGCAAGCAGUGGGACGUCGAAACAUUGCCCAUCUGGAACUUCGACGGCAGCUCCACAGGCCAGGCUCCGGGUGACAACUCCGACGUCUACCUCCGCCCGUGCGCCGUCUACCCCGAUCCCUUCCGGAAGGGCAACAACAUCCUUGUUCUGACAGAGUGCUGGAACCACGACGGGACCCCCAACAAGUACAACUACCGCCAUGAGUGUGCCAAGCUCAUGCAAGCCCAUGCCGAGACUGAGCCGUGGUUCGGCCUCGAGCAAGAAUACACCCUUCUGGACCUGAACGACAGGCCAUACGGCUGGCCUCAAAAUGGUUUCCCCGCUCCCCAGGGCCCGUAUUACUGCGGUGUCGGCGCCGGCCGGGUUGUACAACGCGAUAUAGUCGAGAGCCACCUCCGCGCCUGCAUAUACGCCGGGGUCAAGAUCUCGGGUACCAACGCGGAGGUCAGCAAGUCACAGUGGGAGUUCCAGGUCGGCCCUUGCGAGGGGAUCAGCAUGGGCGACGAGCUUUGGAUCGCUCGCUACAUCCUCGCCCGCGUUGCCGAGGACUUCGGUGUCAAGGUCUCGCUGCACCCCAAGCUCAUUCCCGGCGACUGGAACGGCGCCGGCAUGCACAGCAACUUCUCGACCAAGGAGAUGCGCCAGGAGGGCGGCAUGAAGGCCAUCGAGGCUGCCAUCAAGAAGCUGGAGGCCCGCCACCAGGAGCACAUCGCCGUCUAUGGCGAGGACAACGAGAAGCGUCUCACUGGUCGCCACGAGACUGGUGCCAUUGACCAGUUCACCUAUGGCGUUGCCAAUCGCGGCGCAUCCAUCCGCAUUCCUCGCGAAGUCGCCGCCAAGGGCUACGGCUACUUCGAGGACCGCAGGCCUGCCAGCAACGCCGACCCCUACCGCGUCACCGGUAUCCUGAUGGAGACCAUCUUCGGCGCCGUCUAAGCUGUUGGGAGUCUCGUUUGGUUUUUUCACAUUGGGGACGCAGUAUGUCUUCAUCGGACAUCGCGAUGUGUUGGGUCGAGGUACUGAGCUUCUCUUCACACAUUGAUUACACUUCCUAAACUUCCCCCUCCGUUGGAUCAUGGCUCUGGGUUCGUCAAAUAGGGCUCAAAACUUUUAGAGGCGCUACUGCUUGCUUCGCCAGCUUCUCACCAUGGCUUUUGCAUGUCUCGGACGGUCGAGAGCAUUCGGGUUAGGAACAUGCGGUUUAUAGAUCAUUCCCGUAGGGCGAUAGGGUCAUUUGGCUAGGGGCAUUGGCAUGAUUACACCAAUAGACAGAAGCGGCAAUAGCUACUAGUAUUAACGUUGCGUUUGGCCAUCGUUUCAGUGGAGUUCUUUCCAUGUCAAUCUUUAGCGAACGCACAGGACGUUGGGCAAAUACACACGCAACCUUGAACCUGCAAAUGAGAA